AUGCAAACCCCAUGUAAAAUCAACCCCAUUGGCGGAGCAAACGAAACUCACAAAGUCGACUUCCUCGUUUUCAUCGACACAAAUUAUAUUUUUCACCUCACAUUUCACGGAGGACGAUUUGAUUUGAUUGGUCUGAAGAUGGAUUCCGCAGCCAUGACUUUUUGCAGUAAAUCUAUAUGCUCAGCUCCCGGUUUAUUCAUGAGGAGGACAAUACAAAUUCAAAGCUCCCAAUGUAGCUUUAUCGUAGGAAGUAAGGUUAACUACCCUCAACAGAGAGUUUGGGCUUCUUGUGUUGGUAGAUCUAGCAAACAUGGAGGUGCUCUUGCUGCUACGUGCGCUAAUGAUAAAAUCCUAGUGGCUAACAGAGGAGAGAUUGCUGUUCGUGUGAUUCGGACUGCUCAUGAGAUGGGGAUCCCUUGUGUUGCAGUUUACUCAACCAUAGAUAAAGAUGCUCUUCAUGUGAAAUUGGCUGAUGAAUCUGUUUGCAUUGGAGAAGCGCCAAGCAGUCAAUCGUAUUUGUUGAUUCCAAAUGUCUUAUCUGCUGCCAUCAGUCGUGGAUGUACUAUGCUACAUCCUGGAUAUGGUUUCCUAGCUGAGAAUGCAGUUUUUGUUGAGAUGUGCAGAGAACAUGGUAUCAACUUUAUUGGGCCAAAUCCUGACAGCAUUAGGGUCAUGGGUGACAAAUCUACUGCCAGAGAUACAAUGAAGAAUGCUGGAGUUCCGACUGUCCCAGGAAGCGACGGGUUAUUACAGAGUACUGAAGAAGGAGUGAGACUUGCUGAAGAGAUUGGUUUUCCUGUCAUGAUCAAGGCAACUGCUGGUGGUGGAGGACGUGGAAUGCGUCUUGCUAAAUUGUUGCAGCAAGCCAAGAGUGAAGCUGCAGCGGCAUUUGGUAAUGAUGGUGUUUACCUGGAAAAGUACAUCCAGAAUCCAAGGCAUAUUGAAUUCCAGGUUUUGGCAGACAAGUUUGGUAAUGUUGUGCACUUUGGAGAGCGUGAUUGCAGUAUCCAGAGAAGAAAUCAGAAGUUGCUGGAAGAAGCACCUUCUCCUGCACUAACACCAGAGUUGCGUAAAGCAAUGGGUGAUGCAGCAGUUGCAGCAGCAGCAUCGAUAGGGUACAUAGGUGUUGGUACUGUCGAGUUCCUUCUGGAUGAAAGAGGGUCCUUUUACUUUAUGGAGAUGAACACUAGGAUUCAGGUUGAACAUCCCGUUACAGAAAUGAUUUCCUCUGUUGAUCUAAUUGAAGAGCAGAUCCGUGUGGCUAGGGGAGAGAAACUUCGGUACAAGCAGGAAGAUAUUGUGCUCCGUGGACAUUCAAUUGAAUGCCGCAUUAAUGCCGAAGAUGCUUUCAAAAAUUUCAGACCUGGACCAGGAAGAAUAACAGCAUAUUUGCCAUCUGGAGGUCCAUUUGUGCGAAUGGAUAGCCACGUUUAUCCUGAUUAUGUGGUUCCACCCAGCUAUGAUUCCUUGCUUGGAAAGCUAAUCGUUUGGGCUCCAACGAGAGAAAGGGCAAUUGAACGCAUGAAAAGGGCUCUUGAUGACACCAUUAUUACAGGGGUUCCAACAACAAUUGAUUACCAUAAGCUUAUCCUUGACAUUGAGGACUUCAAAAAUGGAAAAGUUGAUACUGCUUUUAUUCCAAAGCAUGAAGAAGAAUUAGCCGCGCCCCAGCAUAAUGACUUGGCAAAGCCUUCUACUUGA
Molecule: messenger RNA, 1701 nt
Organism: Fraxinus pennsylvanica
Lineage: Eukaryota; Viridiplantae; Streptophyta; Magnoliopsida; Lamiales; Oleaceae
Source: the annotation of a GenBank genome assembly